Messenger RNA from Fusarium graminearum PH-1, 1317 nucleotides. RefSeq lists its product as uncharacterized. The transcript has a single exon. NCBI's taxonomy places the organism in Eukaryota, Fungi, Ascomycota, Sordariomycetes, Hypocreales, Nectriaceae. Gene Ontology annotation, molecular function: protein binding. The coding region runs from base 1 to 1317 and encodes 438 amino acids. The record is from RefSeq and is a predicted model, not a curated record.
AUGGCUACUCUCGAUUCCCUACCCAGCGAGAUCCUCUUCCAAAUCUUUCGCGAUAGUUCUCCGCAAGAGCUUUGUUGCCUCAGUUUCACUUGCAAGAGACUAGGAUCCAUAGCUAGCUCUUGCCUUUGGUCAGAUAUCGAACUUCACGAAAAAGGAUAUCAUGAGUCGAGCGCUGAGAUCAUCCAUCCACCACCUUACAGGACAGCGACACGUCCUUAUAAUACCUCAGUUAGACAUGUCUGGCGCAGCGAUAUUUGCAGAAGAGCAAAGACGCUAUUCACGAUGCUGCAUGGUCUACGCACGAGUGACGAAGCGCGGCUCAAGCAACUUGCUGGUAGAGUGAGAAGUCUAUGUACGGUGAUUGAACCAAGUUGGCAAUCUGAGAUGGAUAGGGUCGCGGAUCCAAUAUGGAACAUUUUACCCUACUUCACUAGACUUGAGGCACUUGAGUUACACGGCAGCUCCGAUACCUUGCACAAUGGCGACUUCGGCUUUCUAUUGUGUGAUGCGCCACCUCUAGCCAAUCUUAAACACGCAACACUUUUCGCGUACAUACCACGAGAUUUUGCAGCAUAUGUACUAAGGUCCCAUGCUAGCCUGGAGCACCUGGAGCUCGGAAUGCUAGACGACCCAAAGCCCGGCGACGUCGGUAUAGACUCGGUUGACAACCUCAACUUUGUCAGACAGGAGACUUAUAGAGGUGGAGUUAUUCCUCGUCCAUUAGGUGACUUUUUCCCCGAUUUCUCUUCAUCAUUUCGGAAGCUGAAGUACGUGCACCUUUGUCAACCCUGCAAUAGCCGGGGAGAUUACUUCAACCAGAUGAACGGCUGGUCAACAUGCGCGGACAAGGCUACCCUUGAAUCCUGGAGGAACAUCCUGGUAGCUUCAUCCCAAACACUUGAGACCUUGAUACUAGACCAAAGGCCUGGGGCUGGUGUGGAAGAUAACGAAGGGUUCUCGGAGGAAGAGUUCCUCAACACCGGUUCAUCCGGCACUGGCAACAAAGCGCUUAUUGAGUCACUCGGAAGUAUGCUCACCAGUGAAUCAGAGCUUCCUAGGUUGAGCCAAGUAUAUCUGUACGGGCUCAUAGUCAGAUCUCCUCUUCGUAGGAGACCAUCUGAGGAAACUCCUGGGGAUAUCCUGUUGCAUGACCUUCAGAAAAGAGGUGUUAGAUGCGAGGCCAGGCGGGGGAAAUGGUGCCUGUUUGAUCAAGAGUCAGGGACGACAUCAUGGGCGAAAUGGGACGGAGAUGGAUGCACCAAUCUUCACGACGAGUAUAUGGGAGUUAAAUGGUAUACUGUUAUGGCCAAAGUCUGA